AGAUAAAACAGUCAUGGCAGCAGAGAGGGUCAGGAUUUACUCCUAUGUGCGACUUCAGAACCUGUGCCUUUUUCCACUGGGCACCCACAUUUUAAAACACCCACUACUCUUCCUUCUAAUAUAGUUCAUCUGUGUCUCAGGGCAGGGGCUGUCUUAUAUAUACAUGUUCUAGCCUUCCUGCCACCCAGUAGGUGCGAAAUCAAUGUUGUGGUGUUGAGGAAACACUUGAAUUUUAUUUAUUUAUUUAGAGACGGAGUUUUGCUCUUGUUGCCCAGGCUGGAGUGCAAUGGCGUGAUCUCGGCUCACCGCAACCUCUGCCUCCCGGGUUCAAGCAAUUCUCCUGCCUCAGCCUCCCGAGUAGCUAGGACUACAGGCGUGCGCCACCACGCCCCGCUAAUUUUGUAUUUUUAGCAGAGACGGGGUUUCUCCAUGUUGGUCAGGCUGGUCUCGAAACACCGACCUCAGGUAAUCCGCCCACCUCAGCCUCCCAAAGUGCUGGGAUUACAGGCGUGAGCCACCGCGCCCGACCAACACUUGAAUUUUAAUCCUUACUUUGCUACUAACUGUGUCGUUGAAACAGUAUGUUGCUUUCCUUCUCUGGCCCUUAGCUUAACUAUCUGUACAGCGGGAACAUUGGCAAACUCCUACGUGGAGGAGCUUGCAGGUCCACUUCAAGUUAUCAGACUCUAACUAGGAGAAAACAUUGAGAAUUUAGGCUGAAAAUAACGACACAGUUUAUCACCUCGUUAAUUCCCAAACACCAUUACCGCGUCCUAAGCCACCCCACUUCCCUCUCCCCUAGCCGCCUUCCUUUAAAAAAAGAAUUCCCCUCUAGAGGGCGCGCAAGCUCUGCGGCCUUCGUUCCUCUCCCGUUUGCCUUCACUCUUCCUUCUGCGCAUGUGCUCAGUUCGCUAUCCGGCUGCUUGUACCUGGUUCAGGAGGUUCAGGCAGAGGUUGCACCCACUACGCCUGCGCAACCUCAGCCCCGCCCCUCCGCUGCUUUCCCCGGAAACGUUUCUUUCCUACGCAGCCGCUCCUGCCGCUGUGGUCGCUGGAGCUUUGCCUCUCUAGGCCGGCAGCGCCUCUCCUCCAUGGUCCUGUCUGUCAGCGCUGUUUUGAGAGCCCGCCGGUGAGGCCGGGCCACGCUUAGACACUUCGAUCGUCGAGUCUGUCACUGGGCAUGGCGGGUCAGUUCCGCAGCUACGUGUGGGACCCGCUGCUGAUCCUGUCGCAGAUCGUCCUCAUGCAGACCGUGUAUUACGGCUCGCUGGGCCUGUGGCUGGCGCUGGUGGACGGGCUAGUGCGAAGCAGCCCCUCGCUGGACCAGAUGUUCGACGCCGAGAUCCUGGGCUUUUCCACCCCUCCAGGCCGGCUCUCCAUGAUGUCCUUCAUCCUCAACGCCCUCACCUGUGCCCUGGGCUUGCUGUACUUCAUCCGGCGAGGAAAGCAGUGUCUGGAUUUCACUGUCACUGUCCAUUUCUUUCACCUCCUGGGCUGCUGGUUCUACAGCUCCCGUUUCCCCUCGGCGCUGACCUGGUGGCUGGUCCAAGCCGUGUGCAUUGCACUCAUGGCUGUCAUCGGGGAGUACCUGUGCAUGCGGACGGAGCUCAAGGAGAUACCCCUCAACUCAGCCCCUAAAUCCAAUGUCUAGAAUCAGGCCCUUUGGACAUCCUGCUGACACUUGGGCCCCUUAACACCUUGGGCUGCUCAGACCCUCCAGAUGAGGUCCAGCCCAGAUCUGAGAGGAACCCUGGAAAUGUGAAGUCUCUGUUGGUGUGGGAGAGAUAGUGAGGGCCUGUCAAAGAAGGCAGGUAGCAGUCAGCAUGACAGCUGCAAGAAUGACCUCUGUCUGUUGAAGCCUUUGUAUCUGAGAGGUCAGGAAGGGGACCUCUUUGAGGGUAAUAACAGAAUUGGAACCAUGCCACUCUUGAGCCACAAUACCUGUCACCAGCCUGUUGUUUUAAGAGAGAAAAAAAAUCAAGGAUAUCUGAUUGGAGCAAACCACUUCUUUAGUCAUCUGUCUUACCUCCCUGGGACAGCUGUUACCUUUGCAGUGUUGCUGAAUCACAGCAGUUACCUUUGCAGUGUUGCCGAAUCACAGCAGUUCUGUUGGAGAAACGCUUGGUUUCCGGAUCCAGAGCCACAGAAAGAAAUGUAGGUGUGAAGUAUUAGGCUGCUGUCAGGGAGAGGAUGGCAGAUGGAGGCAUCAAGCACAAGGAAAAUGCACAACCUGUGCCCUGUUAUACACACGUUCGUGUGCACCCAAGAACCGAUGACUUUCUUCCAGUUCCUUCUACCAGGUCCCCAUCCUGCUGCCAGCUCUCAACAUAGCAGGCCAUAGGACCAGAGAAGAAUCCCAGCGUUGCUCAAAGUCCAACCAUCAUAAAGACACUGCCUGUCUUCUAGGAAUGACCAGGCACCCAGCUCCCACUGGACUCCAGUUCUUUUUCCUGCCUUAUUUAGAAUUCUUUGGCGGGAAGGGUAUGAUGGGUUCCCAGAGACAAGAAGCCCAACCUUCUGGCCUGGGCUGUGCUGAUAGUGCUGAGGGAGAUAGGAAUUUGCUGCUAAGAUUUUUCUUUGGGGUGGAGUUUCCUCUGUGAGGGGCUUGCAGCUAUCCUUCCUGUGUAUACAAAUACAGUCUUUUCCAUGGUUCUGCCUGUACUUACUUUGUAAUGCCACGGUUGAGAUUGAGAGAGAUCAGUGCAGCCAGGCAAGGGAACUUUAAAGAAUUAUUAGGCCACCUUCUCCCUUUCCUGGACCCCAGAGUCAUUCCUCCAUUUGGUUAAAAUACUCAGUGCAGGGAACUCUUACAUCCUAUCUCCUUCACUUGCAGCGUCCCCUGCUAUGCCUCAGGUGAACCACAUAAUUCUUGGGUUUCCGUUCCUACUUGCUAGUGAUUUCUGAACAUGUUCAAUGGAGCGGCACACAGUCUAGACCCACUUCCGCAUUGAAACCUUCACUGUUCCUCUUUGGUUUCUUCAGAGCUUUCCCAAGAGAGCUGUCCGUUUUCAGCUGUCAGUAACACAAAUGAGUUUUGCUGUCUCCCUGAGAAGCCCAUCUGACCUCCUGGCUCUCAGCCCUACGGAGUAGGGAGUUGAUGCUGACAGGAUGAAGGUUUAGGAAUAAAUAUGCCUGGGAAGAGACUGGGAAGGUUCUAGGGUGAGGCACCUCAGUAACUCAUGGUACCUUGGCCAAGUUGGAAGGAAGCAGUUUGUUAAUGAGGCACAGUAAUCCUGGCUGCAGGGUCUAGGAGGUAAGACCAGCUGGGAUGACCUUCCCUGGGUUAAUCAGUUUCCCUCUAGACAACACAAACUCUGCAGGCACGUGACUAACUUUGAAAGAACACCCAUCAUGUGGCUGCUGUCACCCUUGACCAGCUGUGGUGGUGGUUACUCCAUCUGUGGUUGGAGCACCUCUUUGGGAUUCACUUCAAGGUCUUGUGCCUAUUUUUCUGCAUAUCUUCUGUGAUGACAAAUCUCUGUCCCCUGAGUGUUAAUUUGAUUUUUAGAAAUGGCCAAAAGUCACGUGAUCCAAACUUUUUUUCAGUAAUAUGGAGACUGAGCUGCAUGGUAGUUGGGGAUCAAAAAUAUGUGACCUUAAUGAGAUUUUUAUGAUUUCUAAAGUAACAAUAAAAGCAGUUUUUAGAGUUGAGUUCCAGAGAGGGCAGGGCAAUGGCAGUGACAUGUUUGUCAUUUUAAUAAUAAAUAACAUCUAUUGAGUGCUUAA
Gorilla gorilla gorilla (western lowland gorilla) is the source of this 3726-nucleotide messenger RNA. It is a transcript of the gene SYS1, whose product is annotated as SYS1 golgi trafficking protein. Gene Ontology annotation, biological process: Golgi to endosome transport; Golgi to plasma membrane protein transport; protein localization to Golgi apparatus. Gene Ontology annotation, cellular component: Golgi membrane; trans-Golgi network. The transcript has 4 exons. The coding region runs from base 1181 to 1651 and encodes 156 amino acids. The record is from RefSeq and is a predicted model, not a curated record. Lineage: Eukaryota; Metazoa; Chordata; Mammalia; Primates; Hominidae.